AUGAACUCAUCCAAACCAUUAUGGGGUGGUGGAAUCUCUCCUACUUGCCUGUGUUGUGGAAAUGAAGAUGAAACUGUUCUUCAUGUGCUUCGUGAUUGCAUCCACGCUACUCAGUGGAAGAAUAAAAAUAUUUUUGAAGUUGGUUUUAUUAGGCCGAACAACCCAAUUUCUUUAAUUGGAAGAUUUGUCCAAGAUAUUGAAGACUGUAAUUUGGAGCAUUUUCAUAUUGGUCCAAAGUUGAAGGAAAUUAUCUAUAUAGGUUGGAAGCGGUCUCAUGAAGGUUGGAUCAAGCUCAAUAGUGAUGGUGCUUGCAAGAAUAUGGGGAUUAUUUUUGGAUGUGGCGGCCUUUUUCGUGAUUUAGACGGUAGAUGGGUCAAAUGCUACACUAAGAAGAUUAGAGCUUGUGAUGCCUUGCAUGCUGAGAUGUGGGGCUAUAUUUGGGUUUGGACAUGGCUUGGAGGGAACAUGACUCUUAUCUUGUAG
Molecule: messenger RNA, 483 nt
Organism: Medicago truncatula (barrel medic)
Lineage: Eukaryota; Viridiplantae; Streptophyta; Magnoliopsida; Fabales; Fabaceae
Exons: 2
Coding region: 1-483 (160 amino acids)
Source: RefSeq, a predicted model, not a curated record